UUUAUCAGAUUCAGACUAUUUAAUCGAUUUCUAUUACAUAUGAUCACAGCCCUACUGAACUAUUCGAACUUUUGGCGGCGUUGCUGAUGCUGCAUGGUGUUAAGCAAUAUAUCUGAAGAGGUAAAGUUCAAGAGCAGCAGCUGCUCCUGAUGGAGGCAGAAAAAGAUAUAAAGUGUGGCUUUUGUCACCUUGGAGUUGAAGCAGAACCAGUCUGUGGCAAACUACAUCAUGACAACAAAAAUACUUCAGCCCAUCACAAGUGCAUGCAAUAUUCAGCUGAUCUUGUACAGUACAAGUUUACAAGUUUUGGAGGAUUUAAAAUUGACAAAGUUGAAAAAGAGAUACGCAGAGGCAAAAGAUUGAAAUGUUUUAUUUGCAAGACUGACAAGAGUAGACAGGGAAAAUGGCUGGGUGCUACAUCAGGUUGCGCUAUAUCUAAUUGUUCUAAAACCUUCCACUACUACUGUGCCAAGCUGGAUGGUGUGGCCAUCACAAAGCGCAUGGAAGUCAGAUAUCUAAAGGAGAACUCCACCAUUGUCAUGUACAGAGUGUUCUGUGGUCCUGACCAUUAUGAGCAAUUUAAAAGUAAUAAAGGUGCAUUAAAAAACCAGCAUCAGCAUUUAGUAAGGAAUUGCUCUGAUGAAGAGCAAGGAAGUGAUGAUGAAGAUAAUGCAGUACAUGCAGAACCAGACAGCCUUAACACACAGUAUGAUGAUGAUAUUUUAAUGAUAAGCCAGCUGUCACCAGAAAAAGACAUGGAUGAGGAAAUGUCCACUACCAGCGAAAAAGGGGAUGCAAUUAGGAAGUCUGCUAGAAAAGGCAAGAAAAUAGAAUUAAAAGAGUCUGCUUCUCCCAUUGUUCAAAAUGUGCCUGACGGUAAACAGAAAACCAAAACUAGCCCUUUGAAAGAAAAGCUAAGUCUCAACAAACAAUAUUCCGAAGAAGAUGACGAGAUCGAUCAAAUUUCAGAAAUCAGUGGGAAUGAGAUUGAUUUGCAAAAUGUGAAUGACUCUAGUGAUUCUGUGCUGGAAGAUCCAUUUCAUAGCAAGGCAUUAGAUGUAAGUGUCAGGCUGACGGACAUUAGAGGUGACAGGCGUCUAAUGAAUAGGUCACGGAACCCAAGUCCCGAACUGGAGGAUUCAGACACAAUUGAAAUUGAAAAUAGCAGUGUACUAAAACGCAAAGAGAAAGCCAAAAAAAGCAAUGUUGAGGUUGUGAAUAAAAAAACAGAUGUUAAUGUUAAGAAAGGAAAUCAGGAGGCAGCUACACAAGAGAGGACACAGGUCACAAAGAACGGAAACAAAAAAACCCGAGCAGCAGAAAAUCAAACAUUUUCAACCCCAAAGAACAACUCCCGCGGAAACAACAAAACCUCAAAUGGAGCCGAUAGAUUCAUCACAGCUGAGCUACACAUCACAACUUCCCCGUCUUCCAUUGAUGAAGUUAACACAGAAGACCAGGCUACUAGUAAUGGCCAGGGGUAUAGUUCUGAUGAUGAAAUGGUUCAACAGACAAAUGUCUCCAAGAACUCGUGUAAUACCAGAGACAAGAGUAGUCCACAAGUCCUCCCCCACACACCAGGGAUAAGUUCAGAGUCGGAAUGGGAAGAAAUGGCCAAAUUUCCCACUUGUGCUUUAGCAAUUAGCAGUACAACCAAAGUUUGGCCAUCCAAAAAGAUCAUGAUAACCCAAGAGGCCAAGGACAGCUUUGAUGUGCAGAAUGUUGCUAUCUGGACAAGUUCAGAAAGCUUUUCAGAUCAGCUGACUGAUGACCAUCUUCCUCAUUUCAUGAAAAUUAUUACAGAUAUGGUCAGGGAGAGACAGUUUAAGAAGCUUGGGAAUUUGUUGACAGAUACCAGUUGUCAGCUUAAUCAAAUGGAAUCAAUUAAACAUCUGCUUAACCUUCCGGAACAAAUUGUAAACAAAAUCAAGUCCUCAUUACUGAGUGAAGUAAGGAAUGAAAAUGCCAAUGGAGAAGAGGUCCUCUUCAUGGAUGCCAAAUUAAAUACUCUGUUUUUAAAGUUGAACGAUACCGUGGACAGAACAUGCAAGAUACGGAACAGACUUCUCCCAAAUGCCAAAGAAUUAUUGGGCCACCUGUAUGAAUGGACGGACGCUACAACUGUGUCGACUACCCCUUUGAGAUCAGACACUGAAACUGAAUGGAAAGGAAUCUGUGAUUGGAUGAAUCGGGAAGGUUGGAACCAAUGUGAUUCAUACAUUUAUCCAUCAGAUGACAUUUUUCUUGCAUCCAAGGAAAACCAGGGUAUAGAAAGAUUAAUACAGAAUCAGUCUGCAAGGGAAGGCCAGACCCUCAAUAAGAAGGUGUUUUUCAUGAAAGAGAUGAAAGACUUUGUAAAUAGCAUCAUGUUUCUUCAAGAACUGAUUCGUUCUGCUUGUGCUGACACUAAACACUCCCUCAUAAUUUGUCCUGCAACUCAAAACAUCAGCAAAGAGUCUCUUGUUCCAGCAGAUCUUGGGAAAGAAACCGUUGUUCAGAUCAUGAGUGCCUUCAAACCAUCCAUUAAGAGAGGUAUAUCCAUGAUUGUCAUCAGUCUGAGUAACCAAACUCCAAGGAGGAAGACUGCAGGUCAGACAUCAGCAACAUCUUUUGUAAAUGAGAUUACUGUCUGUCCAGUGGUAGAACCGGUGAGGAGUGAUCGAAAACGGAGAGCAGCAGCUACAAAAUCCAGCACACCACAACAGAAACGCAAAAAAUAGCUUGAAAUUUGUUAUAAAAACCAUCAACACUAAUCAUUUCAUGCUUCUCUUGAGUGAAUAUUUGACUCAUCAUUUUUUUUUGAGAAAUUUCAAUGACUCCUUUUUUAUUCAGUAUGAAUUUUUUGGAAGCAUUUCAAAUGACCAUGCAUUUGUUGUAAGCUUUGGAGUGAAAGUAGUUCUAACAUCAUGUAUGUAAUGUAGAUUAAUUCACAGUUUAGUUCAAACACGAUACAUGUAUUGAAAUAUGGAGUUAACCAACUUAUCAAAUUGUAUUCAGUAUCAUACCACACUGUAUAUGAUACAUGUCCACAUACUGUAGGUAAUACAUAACUCAUGGAUGUACAUCUAUUUAUAUUUUUACGCUAGCCAAUAUUCAGAGUGUGUAUUAUCCCCCUCCCAAUAUGAAUUUUUUCAAAUUACAGUGUAAACCACUAAACCAGUGUACAUGUUCAUGUAUUAUUGAAAAAUAUGAUAUACUGGUAUAUUUACAUGUAAUAUUAAUAAACUACACGGUUAGACAGUGAUACUAAAAAGUUGCAAACUAAAAUACCACCGGGUAUCAUGAUCCUCUGACUCACAAACAGCAGCUGUUGAAAAUAUCAUGCAUCAAGUCACAGUUCACCAGUUUGUUGACAAUCAUGAGAAAAUCAUGACAAUUUUUUUUUUCAAAUUUAAAACUUGUUUGCACAAUUCGUUAAGAAUGUGGAGAGUAGGUACAAAUGACAAUAUUUUUAAAUUUUUUGUAGAUUGAUAUGGACCUGUAAUUCAUACUUUGUAUUUCAAUCUCUGUAAACUUUAGAUCAUGAUGGCAUUUAAUGAAGGACCCAGAAUGUGUUCCUGUAUGUGUUCAUGUAUUUUAUACGAUAAUCAAUAUACAGCCAAACAAUUCUUGGUAUAUUAUAUAUUAUUGGUAUAUUAUAUCAGGUUGUCAAAGUUGCUAUAUUUUUUUUCAUUGAAAUUUAUAUUUGAUAAAAAAUCAAUCUACAUCGAAAAGAUUCUUGGUAUAUUAUAUCAGAUUGUUAAAGUCAGUGUAUUUAAAAAAAAUAAUGUUUUAGGUAGUAAUGAGUAUUUUGUUGUUUAUAUUGAUAUUAUCAAUUUAAAGUUGAAACAAGAAAUAAUUACCCAGCAGCUCUUAACAAUAACACUGCUUUUGAUAAAUACUGUUAUUAGUAUUAAAGCUUUAUGACUAAGUUUAGAAGGGCAUGGCAAUGACGUGAGAUACAAUUUUUUUUGUUCAUUUGAAGUAUUUUGUGUGUCUUUAAUGCAUGGCCAAAAUUUGAAUGACAAUCUGACAAGUUGAAGUUUCAUUUAGCUACGAUCAUGACCAUGCCCUUUUGAUUUUGUUUAGCAGAAUUGCUUUCUAGUUUUUGAUAAAUUUUUUAUGUACUUGUUUACAUUUUGAAUGAAGAAGUUAUUUAUAUUUAGUUAAUUUGCAAAAAGCAUUGCAAGCUUUAUUUACACCCAAUAUGUUUAAAUUUGCAUUUGCAUGUGUAUUUUAAUACAUGUAUAUAAAAAUAGCAAUGUAUCAGAAACGAGUUGUGUCCUUUUAUCCCCUUAUAAAAUAGAUAGUAUGAAUUUAAAGUGGUUUUGAUAUGAAUACUUGUGUCAUAAUUAUUCUGAUCUGAUACAAAGACAUGUAUUUUCCUACAUAAUGUGGUGCAUAAUAUCAGACGAUAUAAGCAUUGUUAACGCAGGGAAAAUACGGUAA
This is a messenger RNA of Magallana angulata, 4428 nucleotides long. RefSeq lists its product as uncharacterized. The record is from RefSeq and is a predicted model, not a curated record. Bases 150 to 2720 code for a protein of 856 amino acids. Lineage: Eukaryota; Metazoa; Mollusca; Bivalvia; Ostreida; Ostreidae. The transcript is spliced from 9 exons.